Messenger RNA from Agelaius phoeniceus (red-winged blackbird), 876 nucleotides. Lineage: Eukaryota; Metazoa; Chordata; Aves; Passeriformes; Icteridae. The record is from RefSeq and is a predicted model, not a curated record.
GCCCCCAGCAUGGCGGCGCUGCGGGUGGCGGCGCGGCAGAGACCGGGGUUCGGCUCUGCGGGGCUCAGGGCGCUGUGGGGCGGCCGCAGCCAGAGGCUGAAAAGGUGUUCUGGUGCCAACAGGAAGGAGGAAAGAGCAGUGGAAGCAGACGGAGCAGUUCCUGAGAAAGAGAGGAGCGAGCCCAGCCUGAUCCAGCCCCCGCCCCGCAGCCGGAGCUACGUCCCGCCCGAGGACCUGCUGAGCUGCCUCGAGUCCCACGUCAGGGAGGUCUUCGGGCCCUCUGUUCCCGAGGACUGGCAGCAGGCUCCGCUGCAGGAUAAGCGGCUGAAGCACCGCCUGCUGGCCCGGCUGGCGGCGGAGCUGGGACACGCCGUCCCCAACUCGCAGCUGCACUGCAUGCGCCGUGCCGGGGACGUGCUGGGCUUCUACCGCACCCCCGUGAGGGACGGCAGCAAGAUCGAUGAACUCGCGGCCGCAAAGCUGCCCUCGAACCUGAAAAUCAUCUGGCAGCAGUGAGUCCCCCUGCGCAGCAUCCCUGUGUCUGGCUGGUGCUGCAGGGCAGCAGCAGAGCCCUCUGACUGGGGUGAGAUCUGUGAAUUUCAGUUCACUGAAAUCACUCAGUAAUAGUGAAGUCUCCAACAGCACUGUAAAAUCAACUGCUGUCGAGGCAUCUUGUUGAAUUCUCCAGUGUCUGUUAAGGGCCCUGUUUUUUAAGUUCUUUGGGUGUUAGUUUUCCUUCCAAUCUAAGUGAUGAUGCAGGUCUGCUUUUAUUCAGAGGAGGUUACCAGUGAAGUCAGGAGGACAAGAAAAUAAGCAGUCUGAGAAAUGCAUAGUACUUUAUGAGUGUUUUCUAUAAAACAAGUUGUUUACAAUGAG